Branchiostoma belcheri (Belcher's lancelet) is the source of this 482-nucleotide messenger RNA. Its product is annotated as coiled-coil domain-containing protein 82-like. NCBI's taxonomy places the organism in Eukaryota, Metazoa, Chordata, Leptocardii, Amphioxiformes, Branchiostomatidae. Bases 1 to 255 code for a protein of 84 amino acids. The record is from RefSeq and is a predicted model, not a curated record. The transcript has 3 exons. Gene Ontology annotation, cellular component: nucleus.
AUGUUUAUGUUCCAGGUGUCAUCAGUCUGCCAGUUCUGUGCUGACCACACCCAGACGUUCCACCAGCUCCACCACUACAAAUACAGGCUCUUCAGGAAGUGUGAGAACAAGGUCACGGCCGUGCGAAGGUCCCACGAGAUGAGCUCUGAUGACGAGACCUGCAAGCGUGUUCUCUUGGACAGGGGCUGGGUCUCCGAGCUUCAUGAAGAGCUGGAAGAGUUGCUGACCAGAGCUCAGCAGGGCACCAACUCUUAAAGCACGGGGCCUGUUUUCUGGCAGCCAAGUCUGGAUUCCUUCCUUGGACCUCUGCUUUGAGAAACGUUUUAAAGACUAACCCCAAAAGUUUUAAACUAAAUGUAGUUUAGGUAAUGGUUCUGUUCAAUGUUCACUAACAGAUUUUAGAGUAUCAUGAAAGUUCAUCUGUGUUGGUAGUUACAUGUUUAAAGUUAAAACUUUUGGUCCAACACAAAAAAUUCUCUCAC